Molecule: messenger RNA, 1419 nt
Organism: Maudiozyma saulgeensis
Lineage: Eukaryota; Fungi; Ascomycota; Saccharomycetes; Saccharomycetales; Saccharomycetaceae
Source: the annotation of a GenBank genome assembly
AUGAAUUACAAUUUGAAUGCGUUUGUGUCUGACAUUCAGAACCAAAAUUAUGCCGUCCUCAACUUGGACUUAAAUAGGAAUGGUCGUUUAGUUGCUGCUUUACAGAAUCAAUUGAAUAAUAACGGCCAAACUAUGGAUGAUAAAUCCAUUGAGGCAUUUGUAGAGAGCCAGAACUUUCAUGGUGGAAGAUGGACCCGUUUUAAUAUUAUGAUAAUAUCAUUUCUACAAUAUUGUAGAGAUGUCAACCCGUGGUCCGCAUGGGAUUGCAGUGACCUUAUCUUUAAAUACUAUUCUGAUUUAAAUAAUUGUUUAUUGAAUGAUUCCUACCCAUGUGAACCCUUGGUGCCAGUUUUUAUCGAAAUUACUGAGUUUAUUAUUCCUUUGGCUAGAGAAUUAGAUAACCAUUACCUUGAGUUGAAAGUAAAAAAACAUCAGUUUCUAUCACACACUUCAAUGAUUAUUUCAAAACUUUUUAACAGCAUUAAAUCAAAUAGUGAAAAUACCAGUGAAUUUUUUGAAGAUUUGCCCCAAAAACAACGUAUUUUAUUAUAUUUGGUAAAUAAACUGAACAAUAUUUACUUCAGAAUAGAAUCCCCCCAGUUAUGUUCUAAUAUUUUUAAGAAUUUUAAACCUAAAUGUUCACUAGCUAACUUUAGUCAGUUUCCAAUUAAUGAACAGAUUGAAUAUAGAUAUCUCUUGGGGAGAUAUUACUUGUUAAACUCUCGAAUAUUGAAUGCAUUUGUACAAUUGAAUAAUACGUUUCAUUUAUUACUCAGUUUGACUUCUGUGCCAAAUACUAAUCAGAUACCACAAUUACAAAAUAAUAUCAAAAGGGUCCUUAAAUUUUUGAUUCCGACAGGUCUUCUUAUAGGUAAAAGGUUUCGAUUUGAUGUCUUGUCUCAUUUUCAUCCGCAAAUGGUGAAUAUGUAUUCGGAAUUACAACAACAUAUAAGAUCAGGUAAUUUACAACUGGUUAACAGUUGGCUGAAAUUACACGAAGCCGAUUUGUUAGAAUCCAAUUUAUUACUUAUCCUUCUAGAGAAAUUACCAAUGGUGACUUAUAAAUAUCUUGUGAAACGAUUAAUUGUUGAGUGGUCCUUAUCUCAAGGUUUCAACAGACUUCCAUACGAUCUAGUUUCUCAAGCAUUACAGUUAUCCAUUGGAAAGGACAAUUAUUAUUCUUUGGAUGAUUCUAAAACUAAAAUUACGAUGUUUAAUGGUAUACAUUCUAGCGAUAACGCAGAGAACGUACUUGUAACGUUAAUCAAUUUAGGGUACCUUCGUGGUAAUUGCUUCCCAUCAAUGAGACUUUGUGUCUUUAAAAAGACGAGCAAUAUUAACGAUAUAAUGCCAUCUAUCGAAGAACGGAUAACGAGUAUGUUUCCCUUAAAUGCAGAUGACUCUUGGUUGGAGGAUUAA